GUCUUGGCUCCACUGGUGAUUACACCCAACUGAGCCAGAUAAAGUCGUGGAACUUUACCACAGUAGAGGAGGUCGUAGUUGAAACAAGACAUGAGGCCAGGAACGUGUUUGUAUGUCUGGUUACCUUGAUUUCGUUUACUACAUGUUCGAUUCUGGUGUUGUUUGUGUGGAGAAGGGUGACGCGGCAGAGAAGGCUAGCCUACCAGGCCCUCGAGAAAAGGAUCGACGCACAUGGUCCGGUCAGAUUUAAGCUCAAGGAGCUGAAGCACGCAACGGCUAACUUCAGUCCUCGUCGUAAGCUUGGUAGAGGGGGCGGCGGCACCGUUUAUCAUGGUUAUCUGAACAGGAUCAGCAGGGAGGUGGCCGUGAAGCGGGUCUCAGCCAACGACAAGUCACGACGAGGAGAGAAAGAGUUUGUCGCGGAGGUGAACACAAUAAGCAAGCUCUCCCACCGCAACCUAGUCAAGCUGAUGGGCUGGUGUCACGAGGGGGGCGAGCUACUCCUAGUCUACGACUACUUUCCCCUGGGCAGCCUCGACAAGCUCUUGUUUGCCAAUGGCAGAGCGACCACGUUGUCGCCGGGAACCCCAGAGCUCACAUGGGACCGCCGAUUCAGGAUAAUCUGUGGCGUGGCAUCUGCGCUCGACUACCUGCACCAUGGGAGCAGCAGGAGGAUCCUUCACAGGGACGUGAAGGCUGGGAACGUGAUGCUCGACGCGGAGUACAAUGCGCGGCUGGGUGACUUCGGCCUCGCCCGUGCCAUCCAGCUCGAAGGAGUGACGCACCACUCCACCCAGGCAGUCGCCGGCACUCGUGGGUACAUGGCGCACGAGAGCUUCUUCACCGGCCGUGCCAGCCUCGACACCGACGUCUACGCCUUCGGUGUGUUUGUCAUGGAGGUUAUCAGCGGGAAGAGCCCAAGCAGGUCUAUGCUGUAUGACAGACAGGAAAUGUACAUCGUGGAUUGGUUCUGGAGGCAUUACAGCCUUGGAAAAGUCCCGGAGACGGCUGAUGCAGCGCUUGGGGGAGCGUACGAUGAUGAACAGGUGGAUGCUGCGGUGAGGCUGGCCUUGGCUUGCUGCCAUCCAAACCCAAGGCAUAGACCAUCCAUGAAGAAGGCAGUGCAGGUGCUAAUCGGCGGAGCACCAGCCCCGAUUCCCCCACUUGAGAGGCCUGCGUUUGUUUGGCCUCUGUCCGGCACGCAGCAGGAGAUCGAGCUCGCUCAGAUCACCAGCUGA
This is a messenger RNA of Lolium rigidum, 1238 nucleotides long. Its product is annotated as probable L-type lectin-domain containing receptor kinase S.5. Gene Ontology annotation, biological process: protein phosphorylation. Gene Ontology annotation, molecular function: protein kinase activity; ATP binding. NCBI's taxonomy places the organism in Eukaryota, Viridiplantae, Streptophyta, Magnoliopsida, Poales, Poaceae. Gene Ontology annotation, cellular component: plasma membrane. Bases 471 to 1238 code for a protein of 255 amino acids. The record is from RefSeq and is a predicted model, not a curated record. The transcript has 3 exons.